Molecule: messenger RNA, 974 nt
Organism: Sarcophilus harrisii (Tasmanian devil)
Lineage: Eukaryota; Metazoa; Chordata; Mammalia; Dasyuromorphia; Dasyuridae
Exons: 2
Coding region: 170-952 (260 amino acids)
Source: RefSeq, a predicted model, not a curated record
AGCCUGAGCCCAGCUAUAGACACCAAAAACCAAGUCUUGGGCACCACAAAGCCCACAAGCCCUCCUUUUCCCUCUACCACUCAAGAGGAUACUCUGGACGAAACUCUACAUCUUGUUACUGUGCCUUGCUCUUACUGUGAAUUACCUGGCGUCCCAGUUCCUCACCGUCAUGGUUGGCUUUUUCUACGUCCUAUGGCAACGAAGACUUCAGGCAGGUAGGGAGCUGAUCUAUAUUCUGUCCCAGAAUCUUCCAGUGGAACAGUUGGUUCCCACGUACCAGACCUUGUGGGAGACCCUGUGCGUAGGAAGAACCUGGUCCCUUGGGAUCGUUUGCUCCCUGCUCAACUCGGCCCAGAGAAGUACCCUAAGACUGCUCAGUAACCUGAGAUAUGAGCUAGACAUGGCAGUGUCCAACGCAAUCCAGUGGACCUACUGUAGCCUGGCCAUUGCCCACCAGAUAGCCUAUAAAGUCAUCUUGAAAGCCAUCAUCUACCAGCUGAUCUCCACCCUGCUGGUGAACUGUCUCGAUAGGCUCUGGACUGUCAUCUGUGAGGGCUAUGAGACUUUACUAGCUUUCCAAGAACUUUUAGCGUACCACAUUCAAUACCAAAACCCAAGUCAAACCACGGUUACUAAAGAAGCCUCUACUUAUCGUCACCUUGGCACCUAUUCUCGUCCAAGUCAGCACAUCCCGAGGCCCCAUCAAUCCACUACAAGUGUGUGCUCCCAGACUGUCUCCUUCCCUGCUUCGUACACCAACACAGGGGAGAAUGGCUGUGACAUGAGAGCCGAAGGGAAGUCCCAGAACACCAGGUUCCAAGAUGGCAUGAAGGAAAAGGAAAUUCCAUCAACCUCAAGUCCUAACAUUGACCAAGAAAUGAAAAGGCUCUGUAAUGCCAUCAUCUUAGGCUAUCUCUACACCAUAUGCCUCCUCAUGCAAAUGAUGCAAUGAAAUAAAGGAACCGGUGGUGUAA